This is a messenger RNA of Cannabis sativa, 2918 nucleotides long. RefSeq lists its product as uncharacterized. Gene Ontology annotation, molecular function: protein binding. The transcript is spliced from 4 exons. The record is from RefSeq and is a predicted model, not a curated record. The coding region runs from base 251 to 2599 and encodes 782 amino acids. NCBI's taxonomy places the organism in Eukaryota, Viridiplantae, Streptophyta, Magnoliopsida, Rosales, Cannabaceae.
UAAUAAUUACGAAAGAGUUUUGUUGUAGUUGGCUUGUUACAACUACCUAGACGAAAACCUCACAAACAAUAUUCAUAUUUUUCUUCUCGUUUUUCACAAAAUUACUUUCAUAUAUUCGAUCUCAUCAAAGUCGACCAAGUCAGAAAUUCACACAUCUUCCUAUAGUUCUUCUUCUCACUCUCUUAAUUCAUCUCCAAGUAAUAAUAAGCUUCUUUAUCACGCUAGUUAUAAUUAUCACACAUAUUAUAAUAUGAUGACAGUGUUCGGAAAAUCCAACGCCGCCACAGAGGGCGGCUACAUGGCAGUGAGUGCGCAGGUGUUUCCCGUAGUCGACUACGAAAACGAGGCUUCUAAACGCCUAAUCGAUGCGGCGCAUGAUCAUGAUAAUCAUGAUACCAAAUCAAGAUCGGGUGAUGAUGAUGAUGCUGAGUUAAUAAUAGGCAACCCUUUUGUGGAUGUUAACUAUGUUGGAACAGUGAUGUUAAAGUGUAAGAAGAGUGAGUUCGUUUUACGUGGCGAGUUGGCUCACCAUGUUGUUGUUGAGUACGAAGAGUUCAACACAGACGUCACCCCACUCUUUCUCGCUUCUCAUUCUGGCAACUUCACCCUUGUUAGGAAGUUACUGAGUGUUGGAGUUGAUGUGAACCAGAGAGUGUUUCGAGGGUACCCAACCACAGCAGCAGUGAGAGAAGGGCACUUGAAAAUAUUGGAAGUUCUUAUAAGUUGUGGGGCAUCUCAGCUGGCAUGCGAGGAGGCAUUAUUAGAAGCCAGCUACUUGGGACUUGCUAGGCCUGCUGAGAUGCUCAUGGAGUCAGACAUGAUCCGCUCUCGGGCUGCUGUUCAUGCUCUUGUGUCUGCCUCCUGCAGAGGCUUUGUUGAUGUCGUAUGCGCUCUUCUCAAGUGUGGAGUGGAUGCUAAUGCUACCUAUCGUUUGUUGCUUCAAUCUUCCAAACCAUUUCUACAUGCCAAUGUCAACUGCAGUGCCCUUGUUGCUGCCAUAGUUAGUCGUCAAAUUAACGUAGUCAGAAUCCUUUUACAGGCUGGAGUCAGAACUGAUAUAAAAGUGAAUCUUGGAGCAUGGUCAUGGGACACGAAUACAGGGGAGGAUUUUCGAGUUGGGGCAGGACUAGCAGAGCCUUACAGUGUCACUUGGUGUGCAGUGGAGUAUUUUGAGGCCAGUGGUGCUAUUCUAACCAUGCUCCUCCAAUACCUUUCUCCUAACAAUCCUCACUUGGGGAGAACUCUAAUCCACCAUGCCAUCUUAUGUAACAAUGCAAAAGCUGUAGAUAUUCUCUUAAGCUGUGGUGCUGAUAUAGAAGCUCAAACUAACACGACUUCAAAAAUCGACUCACAACUCCGCCCCAUUCACUUGGCUGCUCGGCUGGGAUCAUCACAAAUCCUUCAACAUUUGAUUAAAGCGGGGUGCAAUGUCAACUCGGUAACUGGAGAACAUGGAGAUACCCCUCUAAUGAUCUGCACUCGUUAUAAAAGUGAAAAAUGUCUAAAGAUUUUGGCUGCAGCUGGUGCUGAUUUUAGUGUUGUAAAUUCUAGUACUGGUGAGUCUGCUAGCUCAAUUGCCGAGUCUAGUAAGUGGAAUCUUGGGUUUCAACAAGCUGUUUUGGAUGUAAUUCGAGAUGGGGUUGUCAUUAAAUCAACAAACGAGGUAGUAUUUUGUCCUUUGAUGUUUGUGACUAGAGCAAAUGACACUGAAGCGUUGAAGAAACUUAUCGAAACAGAGGGUGUUAAUCUUGAUAGACAAGACGAAAAUGGCUUCUCAGCUGCUAUGGUAGCUGCAAAAAUUGGUCAUUUAGAGGCCUUUAAAUUACUUCUUAAUGCUGGAGCUGACAUGAAGUUACGUAAUAAACAUGGUGAGACUGCAUUGAAACUAUCAGAAGUGAAUCAUAACAGAAUUGAGUUUGAGAAACUAAUGUUAAAAGAGUCACUAGAAAUGACAAUAAAAAGUCCUUAUUGUCAUUUUGAUUCUCUACACCAAGCAGUAGAAAUGGGUGACUUUGACUAUGUUCGUGUGUUAAUAACAAAUGAAGGCUAUGAUGUUAAUUCUAUUGAUGAUGGUGGCUAUACUCCAUUGAUGUUAGCUGCAAAAGGAGGCCAUGCAAAGUUGUGUGAGCUUUUGAUAUGUUUAGGAGCUAAAUUAGAAGUAGAGAAUCAUAAACAUGAGACGGCAUUCUCUCUUGGUAAGGACAAAAACGACGUAGUACAAGUGAUAAAGGAUAAGAUGGCUAAAGAGCUUGUUCUUAAGGGUGCCCGAGUGAAGAAACAUACUAGAUGUGGUAAAGGGUCUCCUCAUAGAAGAGUGUUGAGGAUGGUUGAAGCUAUUGGGGUGUUAAGGUGGGGUAAGUGGAUGAACAAAAGGAAUGUGGUGUGUAAGGGAGCUGAUGUGGGGCCCAGUGACGUGUUCCGAUGGAAUCGACGGCGGAGAUUCGACACUGAUGAGCCAGGAUUGUUCCACGUGGUGACCACUAAGAAUAAAGAGGUGCAUUUUGUUUGUGAAGGUGGGGUUGAAAUGGCUGAGUUGUGGGUUAGAGGGAUCAAACUUGUGACUAGAGAAGCUAUUUUUGGCAAAAAUAGACUAUUUUAACACAAUUCAAUAACUAUUAAUGUUUACAUACUAAUUUAAUAAUGUCAAAUUUAUUAGUGUAAUUUCUUAUUUUAUAAUGGUGUUAGUAUGAUUUUUAGUAUUAGCUUAAACUAUAGUGAAAGCAAUGCAUUAAUUUUGGAGAUAUGCAAAUAUGUAAGGCUGGGCAUUUAGUUGAUAAGCACCUUAACCAAUGCUUUCUACUUUUUAGAUUAAUGUUUCUCUAUACAUGCUAUAUAAAAUGAUCAUCCUAUUAUAAAAUGCUAUAAUUUGUUUUAUUAGGAGUAUUUUACAUUAGAAUUAACUAAUACAUAAAAGUCUU